AUGAAAGGACAAUACACAUGGGGAAAUUUUAUCGACAUUUCACGUGUGAGGACUCGUGAACUUCCGCUUGGAGCUUCACAAAAUUUUGAAGAGACUAGCUGCUGUCAUCAAUUAUUUUGUAAAAUAUGUUUAAUAAAAGUUGAUAACUCAAAUUGUCCCAAUUGUCGUCAAACAUUUACUGCUGUUGAUGCUCAUUUUGCUCGCCGCUUAAUUGGAAAUUUACAAGUAUCAUGUUUAAAUGGUUGUGGUCAAACAGUAAACUACUCGGACAAAGAAACUCAUGCCAGAUACUGUUCAAAACGUCUUUUCAACUGUCCUGUAUGCGAAAAUUUUACAAAUGGAGUUAAACAAUCAUUUCUGACACAUUUAAUGAGUAAACAUGAAAAUUUUUUAAUUGAUUGCAUUUUUCCAGUAGAAAUACCAAACUCAUCAUCUUGGCUUAAUGGUGUUUGGACUGGUGUCGGUUAUCAAUUGAAUAGCGCAAGUACGUGGAGUAUUAGAUUAACAAUUGAUGAAAAUGAAAAUAAAUACUUGAUUGAAUAUCCGUCAUUAGACGGCAGUGGUGAAUGGACAGUAUUAAAGAAAGACGCUAAUGAUCAUCGUUAUGUAUUUCACGAAAAAAUAAUUGCUGGUCAAUGCACUAAUGAUGGUCAAGCGAUUGUUACAAAAAUUAAUAAUAAACUCAUAUCGUUUAGUUAUUUUUGGCCAAGUCCAAAUGAUCUUAGUGCAUUUUCAACAUUGAAAAAGAAAGAAUAA
This is a messenger RNA of Didymodactylos carnosus, 756 nucleotides long. NCBI's taxonomy places the organism in Eukaryota, Metazoa, Rotifera, Eurotatoria, Philodinida, Philodinidae. The record is from the annotation of a GenBank genome assembly.